CCCUGACGCGCGUGGCGCCUCCUCCAUGCAUGCCGUGCCCCCUCGCUUGAAGGCUGUUUUUUCUUUUUCCGUACUCCGUACUCUAUGUAAUUACCUAACGAGCUAACCUACAUCGCCGCCAUUGUCGCACCGCACCGCACCGCACCGCAUGCACGCAUGUACGCAUGUACGAAGCCGUAGCAAUACAUACCCACGCACCGGCAAAUCAGACCAGACCAAACCAGACCAAACCAGACCAGACGCGGCACACCGACCGCCCGGCCAGGCCAGCAAGCAGAAAAGCAGACUGGAAGCACGUGCCGCGGCGCGCCGGCCAGCGACCCGGCGGGGGACGAGGCCAACCACGCCCAUGCCCCGGGCAGGGCAGCACGAGGCAUGUCUCAGCCAUCUAUCCAUCUGCACCAAACAGAUGCAUGUUCUUUUCCCCAGUUCAGGCAGCGAGUGGGGUGGGGUCCAAGAAGAGGGACGGUGGGUGGGUAGGGAGGUAUAUAUAUGUAUACGUGCGUGUAGCACGCGCGCGCGCGGGCGGUAAGUCUGGUCUGGUUUGUGUUUGGGUGGGUGAGCGAGCGAGCUUGUUGUCUUUCUUUGACUUUCUCUUGGCUCUUUACGUUUUUCCGUCUGUUGUUUGUUUGUUUAUACUGCCUGCCUUUCUGCCAGCCUGCCUAAUAUUUUCGUUUGCCGGGUAUUACCACUUCAUUUCACUCCACUUCCCUCUGGCCUCGUUGUUUCUUUUCCUUCCUUCUUUCCUCCGCACACCUCACCCCACCCCACCGCUACCCUUUGCCUUUUCCCCGUGCGUACAUACAUGAUGUUCCGGCGCGGAGAUUCUCAACGGAGCAUACAAGGUACAUCCGUGCACAUGCGAGCGACGACCCCCCAGCAAGUCGGAAAUGAAAGAGAAAGAGAAAAAAAGAAAGAAAAAGAAAAAGAAAAAGAAAAGGCAAGAGGAAGAGCGAAAAAGAAAGCAAAAAAAAAAAAAAAAAAAAAAAAAAAAAAAAAAAAAAAAAAAAAAAAAAAAAAA
Messenger RNA from Aplosporella prunicola CBS 121167, 1021 nucleotides. RefSeq lists its product as uncharacterized. The record is from RefSeq and is a predicted model, not a curated record. Bases 165 to 809 code for a protein of 214 amino acids. The transcript is spliced from 2 exons. NCBI's taxonomy places the organism in Eukaryota, Fungi, Ascomycota, Dothideomycetes, Botryosphaeriales, Aplosporellaceae.